This is a messenger RNA of Symbiodinium natans, 687 nucleotides long. Lineage: Eukaryota; Dinophyceae; Suessiales; Symbiodiniaceae. The record is from the annotation of a GenBank genome assembly.
AUGCUGCAUACCCCCGUGGCGGAGCGAGCGCUCAAAAAGCAGGUGGAAUCCCCAACUACACCGCUUGGUCAGGGCAAUGCCGCUGCCCCAACACCUGGUGUUUCCACACCGGAAGUGACAACGUUAGCGCCAAAACCACGUCGGGUGUAUCCCAGUUCUCCCGGAGGUAUCAGCCUGCCGGACGACCCGGAGUGCAGUCAGGAAUUGCGAGAGGUUUUGCGUGGGGGGGAGGCCCACCGACGCAUGCUCGACCAUGGGAAGGACAUCCUGCAGUCGUCGUCCGGUGAAGUCCACGCUGAACACAACCGUCCACUUAGCUCAAUCAGCACCAGUGCUGGGCCAACCCCAAGUCCCGACGGCCGGACAAGUCCGAGUUUUGUUCCAGCUGUCGCGGUUGGUGCCCGUCGUAAUGUUUCAAGUAAAGCUCGAACGCCGCAAAACAGCAGCGAGAGCUUCGCACGAGAUUCCAAGGCGUUCCCAACACAAGUUCGGAAAGUCUUCGUAGGCGGCAUUCCUCAGGACAUGCAGCAAGAAGAUUUGCUCAAGCUGUUCAGCGAAAUCGCUCCAGUCAGGAAGGCGUGGGUACAGCGAUACAGGGAUGCUACUAAAGUGAAGUCUCCGACUUCGCACAACCAUCGUGGUGUGGCACUCGAUGGGGUGUCACGAGGGUCUUCAGUCUUUGUGUGA